Messenger RNA from Vanessa atalanta (red admiral), 1043 nucleotides. RefSeq names its product GPN-loop GTPase 3. The transcript is spliced from 5 exons. Lineage: Eukaryota; Metazoa; Arthropoda; Insecta; Lepidoptera; Nymphalidae. Gene Ontology annotation, molecular function: GTPase activity. Bases 198 to 1025 code for a protein of 275 amino acids. The record is from RefSeq and is a predicted model, not a curated record.
CUACAGGCUUAUUUUCCUCUUUCAGUUAAUGAUAAUUAUUAUUUAAAUAAAUACAUAUUAAAUAACUUAUGAAAUAAAACUAUUUAACUUCAUAAUUAUAUAUGUAUUUUAAAUCAUUAGUUUCUGAAAGCUAAAACUUUAAAGCGAUAUUAUUUAUCAACAUAACCUUUAUCACAGAUUUUAAAUAAUAAGGCAAAAUGCGUUACGCACAGUUGGUCGUAGGCCCCGCAGGCAGUGGCAAGUCGACAUACUGUUCCACAAUAGUAAACCAUGCUACCGAUACAAAUCGAGUAAUAGAAGUGGUUAACUUGGACCCCGCGGCGGAGCAUUUCGAUUAUCAGCCACUUGUGGAUAUCCGAGAACUUAUUCAUCUUGAUGAUGCUAUGGAAGAUGAAGAACUUCAGUUCGGACCAAAUGGAGGGCUUGUAUUUUGUUUAGAAACCCUCUUGGAAAACUGUGACUGGUUAGAGGAACAGCUUGGUGAUGUUGAUGAUGACUACAUACUGUUUGACUGUCCGGGUCAGAUAGAACUGUACACACACCUGCCUGUUAUGAGGAAGCUAGUUGAUGCCCUUCAGCGGUGGAACUUCAGGAUAUGUGUUGUAUUCAUGAUAGAUUCACAAUUUAUGAUUGAUGGUGCUAAAUUUCUAUCAGGUACAAUGGCAGCUCUCAGUGUCAUGGUUAAUUUAGAACUGCCACAUGUUAAUGUUUUAACUAAAAUGGAUCUACUUAGCAAGUCGGCUAGGAAACAACUUGAUAACUAUUUAGAUCCAGACCCCCAUAUAUUACUUGCAGACAUGAGAAAUAGUAAAUCAAAAUGGCAUGAGAAGUAUGCUAAACUCACGGAGGCAAUUGGUGAAGUUAUAGAAAACUUUAGUCUUGUAAGAUUUUACCCCCUCAACAUCAAGGAGGAAGAGAGUAUAGACAACAUACUGUUAACCAUAGACAAUAUCAUACAAUAUGGUGAGGAUGCAGAUGUAAAGGUUAAAGAUUUUGAUGAACCGGAUCCAGAAGAUGAUGAUUAGUAAUAAAUGUUGGACAUG